Messenger RNA from Vicia villosa (hairy vetch), 1883 nucleotides. Its product is annotated as polypyrimidine tract-binding protein homolog 2-like. The record is from RefSeq and is a predicted model, not a curated record. Gene Ontology annotation, biological process: regulation of RNA splicing. The coding region runs from base 700 to 1713 and encodes 337 amino acids. The transcript has 9 exons. Gene Ontology annotation, cellular component: nucleus. NCBI's taxonomy places the organism in Eukaryota, Viridiplantae, Streptophyta, Magnoliopsida, Fabales, Fabaceae. Gene Ontology annotation, molecular function: mRNA binding.
GAGGGAAAACUGUUUAUCUUCAAUAUUCAAAUAGGCAAGAAAUAGUGCAUAACAAAACUGCUGCAGAUGUUGCUGGGAAUGUUUUGUUAGUAACAAUUGAAGGUGAAGAUGCACGUCUUGUCAGCAUUGACGUCUUGCACUUGGUAAGAAAUGACAUGUGUCACGUGUGCAUCAGUUAUAUGCUAACACGGUCACCACAAGGAUGCUAGUCCUUUAGAGUUGUGAUUAGGUUUUUCUUUGUCAGGGCAUGGAAAACUUGAUAUGUAUAUAAAUGAAUCAGCCGACCCAUGUGAAGGCAAUAUCUUCGAUGGCAGCUUAGUGCUUUGGGAGAAAUAGCACUUGUGUGUUUGUCUCUUUUCUCCUUUCCCUAUCAUUACCUCUUUCUUCCCUAUUCUCCCUCUGAACUCCUACCACUUUGUAGUUUAGGGUGUUGCCUCAUUUUUUUUUAAUCAUUUGUGCACACAUGCUGCAUUUACUCAUCAUCUGCAUUUUCUCUGUACAUAGAUUAUUCACCAGAUUUGUGGUGUUCAGUUAUUUCAUUGUGUUCUUGCUAUUGUUUGGUUGUUUUUCAUAUUUUUUAGUGUUUGAAAAUAGGCUAAAAGCUCCCUUUUAAACUUGGCAGUUAAACGCUAGUUUUCACAUGGUUUAUAGUUGAGGGGGUAGUUCACUUUGAAAGUACUAUGUUUGAAUCAAAUCUUCAUGUAUAAAAAAUUAAUGGUAUUUUCAGCCUUUGGUUUUGUGCAUAAGAUUACUACUUUUGAGAAGACAGCAGGAUUCCAGGCACUGAUUCAAUUCUCAGAUGCUGAGACUGCUACUUCUGCUAAGGAUGCUUUAGAUGGAAGAAGCAUACCCAGGUAUCUGCUUUCUGAACAGGUGGGGCCAUGUACCCUCAAGAUCACAUACUCUGGUCAUACAGACUUAACUGUUAAGUUUCAAAGCCACAGGAGCAGAGACUAUACUAAUCCUUACCUUCCUGUUGCCCAAUCAGCUAUUGAGGGAGGUGGACAGGUUAUGGUUGGUUUGGAUGGGAAAAGACUGGAGGCUGAGAGUAACGUUCUUCUUGCAUCUAUUGAGAACAUGCAAUACGCUGUAACAUUGGAUGUCUUACAUACGGUUUUCUCUACAUUUGGACCUAUUCAAAAGAUUGCAAUGUUUGAUAAGAAUGGUGCUUUACAGGCUCUGAUUCAAUAUCCAGAUACCCAGACAGCUGUUGUGGCCAAAGAAGCCUUGGAAGGGCACUGCAUUUAUGAUGGAGGUUUUUGCAAGCUCCACCUCUCAUAUUCACGUCAUACGGAUCUUAGUAUAAAGGUCAAUAAUGAUAGGAGCAGAGACUAUACCAUUCCUAUUACACCUGUUGUGAACCUUCAGCCCUCAAUUUUAGGACAACCUGUUUCUACGAUGGCUGCUCCUGCUCAGCAAUACAAUGGGUCUCAGUAUACUCUAGUUUCUGACCCAGCUAUGACCCCUCAACCUCAGGCAGGAUGGGGAACAGCUCCACCGGCAGUUGCUCAAUCUAUGCCACUGCAGAUGUACAACAAUGUUUACAUGCCACCACAAAUGUCACCUGGAAACAUGCCACCACAAAUGUCACCUGGGAACAUGCCACCACAAAUGCCACCUGGAAACAUACCACCUGGAAUGCAAUUUCCAAAUCAUAGCAUGCUGCAACCGACAUCCACGCUACCUGCAUAUGGGUUUGACCGCACUCAAUAGCUUGCUCGUCUUCUGUGUCUCAAAUAGAUCUGCAUUUGCUAAGAGUCAGCUGACCUCUGUUGAAGUUAUUUAAAUUAGGGUUCCCAUUUGGUGAAACUGGCAGUCAUUGAAUAAUGUUUUGAACCUCAAAUAGGUCACUUUUAAUUUUCCCUUUUAUUAUUUUUAUAUUU